Octopus bimaculoides (California two-spot octopus) is the source of this 2169-nucleotide messenger RNA. Its product is annotated as transmembrane protein adipocyte-associated 1 homolog. Lineage: Eukaryota; Metazoa; Mollusca; Cephalopoda; Octopoda; Octopodidae. Gene Ontology annotation, molecular function: G protein-coupled receptor activity. Gene Ontology annotation, cellular component: plasma membrane. The record is from RefSeq and is a predicted model, not a curated record. Gene Ontology annotation, biological process: G protein-coupled receptor signaling pathway.
UUUUAGUGUCCAUUGUCUGAAAUCUUUCAUCACACAACCUGUGACCUCUCCAGCAACUCUCCAUCCCAUGUGUCUCCUCUUGUGCUGUUUAGUCCAUUCUGUCUUUCUAUGGGGGCAAUGAGUUGAAAGAAGUUGUAGCUGCACACAUACUGCAGUACAAAGAUGGGUGACACAAAGAAAUUUGACAGUUUCAAUGUGCAUAUGAUGGCCAAGGCAACAGCUACAUCACAUGUAUUCUUCUCCAACAGUCCACUGAAAUAUCUAGAUAGUACCAAUGCUACAAUGACUUCCACGGUUGUAACAACAGGAGCAAUGACCACACUGACGACAUCAACAACUGAUGCUCACACAACUCCCAAUUUUGAGCCCUUUGCUAACACAACUUUCCAAGAAGAACCAUUUUGCUUACAAGUCCUUUACAAAGAUAUAAAGGAGAGGGUUCGAAUUUGGGAUUUGAUAAUUUUAAUCCCAAAUGUAUUAUUUUUAAUCUUCCUUUUCUUCCGGUCCAGAAAUGCUAUUGUCAAAUUACGGAAUAAAAAUAGUCCAAUAUUUCUAGUCUUUUAUGCUUUGGUGGUAUUGGUUGUUGGUAUAAGUAUUUUACGCUGUAUCGUAGCCAUGACCGUCAAUGCAUCCUUGGAAGCUGGUGAUGAUGCUGACAAGAUUUUAUGGCUUAUUUUAAGAUUUUUCCUCCUUACGACUGAGUUGUCAUUGGUCAUUUUUGGAUUUGCUUUUGGUCACCUUGAUAGUCGAACAAGUAUCCAAAGAGUCUUACUUGUUACCUCUGCCAUUGCGUUAUGCUAUUCAACAACACAGGGUGUACUGGAGUUUUAUCCUCCCAAAGAUACAAUAUUCAAACAUAACAACAUAACACAACGAGAUUAUGAUUUGUUUGGCCAUGGUGGAAUGGAGUUCUGGUUUACAAGUUCAAUGUUCUUCUUCUUGGUGUACACAGUUAUUACUGUCUUGCCACAUACAAACAUUCGUUACAAACUCUUUUUACCAACCAAGAGAAGUUUUUAUUAUUACUGUGCUCUGCUCUCCGUUUUAAAUUGUCUGCAAGCCAUAGGAAGUGCCAUGCUGUAUUAUGAAUAUAUCAGUGGGCUUUGUAUUGUUGAUAUCACCACAUAUUUGUAUUUCUCAUUUUUUGAUCCACUCGUCUAUGGAACAUUUCUAAAAGAACUUUUUGAAGCUACCAGUCCCAGCAUACCCUUCUCCUACAGACCUCAGCUUGAUGAAACUGGAGAAGACGACACUGUCAACUUGCCUUACCAUGGGUCGCAGGUGAAGGUGUAUGCCGAUGACACAGGUAGUGCCAGUGGAAGUUAUGACAGCACUCAUUUCGACAAGCAAAUCAGUAUGAAUCCGUCCAUUAACUCAACCAGUGUCCACAUCGGCAACCCAGUCCUUCAGAUCAACAGUGACUAUUACCAAAGUUAUUCGUGAGACUGUCUAGCAAUGUGGCAAAAGACAUUGUUUUAUUGUAGCAGCUGUAACUGGACUAAAGGAUGAUUUCUGAAGACUCUGUUGAAUGUUUUUUCUCCUUCCAUUCAUUCAUCAGCCCCACUCAUUCUCUAUAAUAUGUUACAUGGCAAUUACUACUUUCCAGAAAGUUUUAAUUACAACACACACACACACAGACACACACACAGACACACACACACAUAUAUAUUUAUACAUACAUAUAAACACAUCUUUAAAAAUAGGUGUGCAUAACCUAAGCAUAGAAAGAAAAUAAUCAAUGAAAUUAAGAUAUGAAAAACAAGAGAAACACAAAGAACAAAAACUAAAAAAAAACAAAGAAAAUAACAAGGCGAACAUAUUCCCCCCCCACACUCAUGAAAAAACAUCAACAAUAACAGGACAACAAACAGCGAAAAUAGAUUCAGAAGAAAAUAGAAAUAUCUUCAGACUUGAAUCUUUCCUCUGAGUUACUGAGUUCAACUUUGAACUAAUUAGUUAUUUCAAUGAACAAAGAGUCAUGGUGUAAGACAAAGUAAGAAAAAGUUAACAUAAACAAUACAUUAUUUAUCUAUCUUACACAUAAACAAACAAACAAACAUUGUGUUCUCCAUCAAAAUUACAGAAUCAAUCUUUGUUCUGAGUAUCUAAACUGUAACUUUUCUUUUUCUAUAAACUACAGAUACAAUAAAAGUAUAACUUUACAAAGCA